Molecule: messenger RNA, 798 nt
Organism: Dreissena polymorpha
Lineage: Eukaryota; Metazoa; Mollusca; Bivalvia; Myida; Dreissenidae
Product: cholecystokinin receptor type A-like
Exons: 2
Coding region: 1-798 (265 amino acids)
Biological process (GO): G protein-coupled receptor signaling pathway
Cellular component (GO): membrane
Molecular function (GO): peptide binding; G protein-coupled receptor activity
Source: RefSeq, a predicted model, not a curated record
AUGAAUAUAACGCAUAUUGAACAUCAACUUGAACAUCAAGUGAAGGUUCCAACACCAAACUAUAUGGAUAUCAGUUUGAUGUACGGCAAUGAAUCCGGACGAAAUGCGGAUGUGUAUAGCCUUGCCGACGUCGAUCUACUUUUUGCGAAUAUUGAACUAGAUAUUUACAUUGACCUUGGCGUGGUGAACAUCAUUCUUAUCGUACUCUAUAGCGCCAUCUUCAUCGUCGGUCUCCUUGGCAAUAUAUUUGUUAUCGUCGCGAUCAUAAAGUUCAAAAGUCUGCGCACGCUAACGAACUACUUUCUUUUGAACCUCACGGUUGGUGACAUAUUGGUUAUAUUGGUUUGCAUACCUGUCACUCUUGGAAGAUAUUCGGUGAUUGGUCACACUCUUUGGAUUGGAAAUUCGAUUUUGAUGGAGGGCAAUGGUAGUCAAAAGAAAAGUAACAACAUAAUUUUGAAGCAACGGCGAAGAACUGUGAAGAUGCUUAUUUGCAUAGUAGUGAUAUUUGGACUUUGUUGGCUCCCAUAUUAUAUUGUAUACUUUUGGAUUGAUGCAAAUUUAAGCAUCGGUGCUGAGAAUGGCAUUCUUACAAAUGUGUAUCCGUUUGUUAUGUUGCUCGGUUUAUCAAACUCAGCAGUGAAUCCAAUCUGCUAUUGCAUUCUUAGCCGUGGAUUUCGAAGGGGGUUUGAUAGUAUAUUGUGCGUUAACUUCUUGAGGAGAGGUGGGGGCUUUUUGCGAUCAUCCUUCAAAAUGAAAUCGACCGCGAGUGGAAGCAUAGACACAGCGGAGGUGUGA